AAUAGGGCGCGGUGUGUCCUAUUCCUGGCCACGACGUAUUCCGGAGAUCGCCGGCGUCACUUCGACCGUGGACGUCUCCACCUCCGGGGCAAGGUACGGCGGCCACCCCUUCCGCCGCCCCACUCUCUCCGAGAAGAGGUCUUUCGGAUGUGAGGUUUUUGAGGCAUGGAUAGGGUCGGUUCAAGCUUUUGAGAUAUAAGGCGCUUCUUGCCUUUUCGCCAUUGUCCUCAUUCAUCUCCCACUCGUCCCACCACCUGUUCAUCUCCUUCUCCUUCCUUUAGAAGUGGAGAAGAAAGCAUUAUUAUUAAAUAAAAGGUGGAUGAUCCCGAUCUGGAGGCGGUGACGGAGUUGAAGAACAACUAGGGUUUUAUGAUCGCACUCGUCUUGAUCCUGUAAACCUGCAGCCGGCCAACACGCUUCUCCGAUCCUUACUCCAUGGGUCUCCUCAGCAUCAUAAGGAAAAUCAAGAGAAAAGAGAAGGAAAUGCGAAUCCUCAUGGUUGGGCUCGACAACUCGGGAAAGACGACAAUCGUGCUGAAGAUCAACGGUGAGGACACCAGCGUCAUCAGCCCCACUCUGGGCUUCAACAUCAAGACGAUCAAGUACCAAAAGUAUUCCCUUAACAUAUGGGAUGUUGGUGGUCAGAAGACAAUCAGGUCUUAUUGGAGGAACUACUUUGAGCAGACUGACGGUUUGGUGUGGGUUGUCGACAGCUCUGAUGUUCGGAGGCUGGAUGAUUGCCGGAUGGAGCUGGAAAAUCUCUUAAAAGAAGAGAGAUUAUCAGGGGCGUCUUUGUUGGUCUUUGCAAAUAAGCAGGAUAUACAAGGUGCUCUCAAACCAUCAGAAAUAGCAAAGGCGCUAAAUUUGGAUGCUUUGGACAGAACUAGGCAUUGGAAAAUUGUGGGCUGUAGUGCCUACACUGGUGAAGGAUUGCUUGAGGGGUUUGAUUGGAUGGUUCAGGAUAUCGCUUCUCGAAUUUAUGUACUGGACUGAAAAUGAGUGAGCGGUUCAACUAAAAAUUUGUACUUUUGAAGAUGUUCAUUCUGAUUCUUACAGAAUACUUGGGCAGAUAAUUUUCAUAUUGGAGAUGCCUCCCCUCCCUCCC
Molecule: messenger RNA, 1105 nt
Organism: Elaeis guineensis (African oil palm)
Lineage: Eukaryota; Viridiplantae; Streptophyta; Magnoliopsida; Arecales; Arecaceae
Product: ADP-ribosylation factor-like protein 2
Molecular function (GO): GTPase activity; GTP binding
Source: RefSeq, a predicted model, not a curated record